AUGAAGAGAGACGACGGCGCGUCGCGUCCUUUCGGCAUGAUCCCCGACAUUCUACUGGACGAAGACCGUCUCAACAUGCUCCUGGACAUCGUCUGCGCUGACUACAUCACCGCGUGUUACGCCAGCCACGAGAACGGCAAGCGCGUCGUGCUCCAGGCGCUCGAGAAGCUCUUUAUCUCAGUCCACGCGAACGUUCCAAGAACAGGCACCAGCAGUAGCUCAAGUACGUCUAUAACCGCAGUAGGUUUGACGCAUCACGUCGUCCUGCGACCUGCUCAAGACGCACAGUUCCAAGAACGGGCGCGCCGGUUCUAUCAGGACCUCAUGAUGGCUUUUGCUGCCCGUCAACAAGCUACAGAUGCUGGUCUGGAGGCCCCGACGGCUGUUUCUUCUUUAGUGACAUCGUCACUCUCUCGAGGACUCGACGAGAGUGUCGUCCGGGAGGUGAUGAAGCCACGACUGUUGCAGAUUGUCGAGGAAAUGUGUCGCGAACGGGACCGCCAGCUCUUGCUCAAUAGUGAAGUGGCUGCAUUGACGGGAAGUGCUGUUGCUGCUGGUGCGGCAGCUUUGGCUGCGGCAGCAACUGCGGGUGCUCUGGCUGCUGCAGAAGAGACGGGAGGUGUUGGCGAAACGGAGAUGGCUGCAGCAGCAGUAGCAACGUUGCUGCCGCCUACUAGCAGCGAGAUCCGGAUGGAAGGAUGGCUUCGCAAGAAGGGUCAGCACGUGAACUUGUGGCGAGAACGGUACUUCAUGAUCCGCUCGACGCUCCAUGGGACGCACUUUUUGUGCUACUUGCGCAAAAAAGGCGACAAAGAGCCACGAGGAUGGUACGUGCUGGGACCUGGUACGACUGUGGACGAAGUGCGGGAGUCGCCAAGUAAGAUUGAGACCAAGCGGCUUUUCACUUUUCGGAUCCGGCACUUGAACUACGCAACAAAUGACGAAGUGUCGGAAGAGUGCGGAGCAGGUGUCGAGUUGACCCCGAGGACUACGCCAUCUCGUCCUGGAAGUGAGUUCCAGUUGUCGCUGCUGGACCCGACAAUUGGCUCACACGAGGCAGAGUUUGAUGCACGGGCAAGUGUCAGACGUGCCUCGUCACGGAAGCUCCGAAAUCGUGCGGCAGCAGCGGCUGCUGCAGCCACAGCGGCAACUGCUGUGGUGCUGACAGGUGGUCUUGCCGGUGUUGGUAUCGGUAUGAUGGGCAUGAGCAUGAGCGCAGCGGCCGCUGCUAGCGCUGGUGCGGCUGGUGCCAUGAUUGCCCAAAGCCGCAGCAAGGGUCCUAUAGCCCUUGCUGCUGAAUCGUUAGAGACUGCGGUGUGGUGGCGCAACAGCAUUCUCGAGUGUAUUGCACAAGCCGAAGAGCAGUGGAAGCGCUACUUGAACUGGUACAUGGACCACGAGACCGACAUGGACGAAGCUUGUAGCACUUUUUUGCCUGAAUAUAAGCAGCAAGGCUCCACCGCGCCAACGAGCGGUGUCAGGAGGGACAGGUCGAUGUCACUGCAUUCGUACGGAAAGGCUGGGCCGCUGGCACGUUACUCAGAAAGCAGACAGCAGGCGGGGUUACUGGCGCCUCAAAUGGGGACCAGGCAGCGGUCGGGAUCAUUUGGGUCAAUGCCGAGGUCUAUUGCUAAGAGCUUCCGCACAUCUGCUACGUUCUCGCAAGAAACAUCGUGGCAAUUGUACGAAUUCUCCGACAAACUGCGUGUUGAUACCGAACGCUCAAGCCAUCAAAGCAGCCUUCGAACCUCUGCGCCCCCACCAGCGCUCCGUACGAGUCUGAAAGUGAAUGCAUCGCCUCGGAUGGUGUUCGAGAUGCUGAUGAAGCUGAACAGUCCGUUUUAUAGCUCAAAUCAUGUAAUUGAAGACGCGCGUAUUCUGGAGGAGCACACGGGAGACCAUAGCGACGUGGUUUACUGGAAGCUUUUUUCAACGUAUUUGUGGCCAGUUACCGUAAGCGCCCGCGAGUUAUGCUUGUUGCGCUACUGGCGCAUGGAACCAGAUGGCUCAUACUUUAUCUGCUAUCAGUCCACAACGCAUACGGAUUGUCCUCACAGCCCGGGAGCAGUGCGUGCAAACAUCCUGGGCGGCGGUUUCAUCAUAUCACCGCGCGUGCAAGAGGACAGUGACAACCACUUUGACGAGUGUUGGGUGACAUUAGCCAUUCAGAUGAAUCCGAAUGGCUGGAUAGAUUGGAGGCUCGCGCGCUCAUGGUACUACGUUCAUGCUUAUGGUGUGUUUUUUCUGGAAAUGAUCACGGCCAUCACAGCAGCAGAAGGAAUGCAAACUUUGCGGCCAGAGACUGCUGUGUCGGACCGUCAUCGAGAAAAGGAUGGCGGUUCACUAUCUGCACCGAGCCAACAGAUUGUUACUGAGACUAAGUUUUCAAUGCUGGAAAGGUACCGCACUGAUCUCACUGUGCAGCACGGAUUGCCGACCAAAUUUUGGAGUGAGCCGAGCGCUGCAGGCUUUAUGGUGCGUGGGCCGCAAUACUUGACCUCGCGGGCAAAAGUUCCAUCGGCUCGGCAGGUUUUUCGUCUCGUGAAUGUGGAGUUGUUCAAGUCCAACGAGGCCAUUGAGCACGUCGGGGUCUCUUCUUUCGUCAAGGAUGAAUUCGAUCAUCUCGACGCGUCCAAUUCUGCUGUGGAAGAUCGGCCGUUCAUCUUCAUCAUUAAUUUUAUGCUCCCUGGUCCCCCACAUCAUUCUCUUGUGCUGUACUUUGCUGUAGCAGACCCGUUGGAGCUGCAACAGAAUUCGGUGUUCGCCGACUUGUGUCACGACGUUUUACGCGGGCCUGACGACGAAUUACGGACAAAGCGUAUUAAGUUAAUUCCACGCGUGGUACAGGGUACGUGGUCUAUUCGCGAGGGUGUGGGCACGACGCCGGCCAUCUUAGGCACCAAGGUUUAUCAGGAAUACUACCGGGGCAAGGACUACUUGGAGGUAGAUUACGACAUCGGUAGCAGCAUAGUAGCCACGGGUAUCUUGAAUAUGUUGCUGGGCUACUCUCGCGACCUCAUCAUCGACUUGGCGUUCGUGAUCGAGGCGCAAAGCGUCUUGGAGUUACCUGAGCGUGUGUUGGGUACAGUGCGUCUGGACUGUAUUGACUUGAGCCACGCUGUGCCGUUUACGAAGGAAAUGAGCAAGAGCAAAAAGAACUAA
Peronospora matthiolae is the source of this 3162-nucleotide messenger RNA. The record is from the annotation of a GenBank genome assembly. NCBI's taxonomy places the organism in Eukaryota, Oomycota, Peronosporomycetes, Peronosporales, Peronosporaceae.